Coffea arabica (coffee) is the source of this 574-nucleotide messenger RNA. Its product is annotated as replication protein A 70 kDa DNA-binding subunit B-like. The record is from RefSeq and is a predicted model, not a curated record. NCBI's taxonomy places the organism in Eukaryota, Viridiplantae, Streptophyta, Magnoliopsida, Gentianales, Rubiaceae.
UUCAUGCUACCAGCGCAUCCGUCUCACUCCACGCUGCAGACUAACAGUGCAAAUUAGUGAUAUGAGUGGUGCUAUAACUCUUGACCUGAGUGGUGAUGAUGCUGAACAACUCCUCCCAUUCUGCAUAAGUGACAUCCAAAAGCAAGAGCAGCAGGGAAAUGUCCAGUACGCCACUAUAGCAGAUUUCAUCAAGCAGAAAAACUUAGUUUGCUUGGUCAAGAAAUCAAAUACAAUCCACAGUUCCAGGAGCUCAGAAAAGUACAAUGCCAUAGUUGCCCAUAUCAACAAUGCUACUGCAGAAGAAAACUAUGUCAUCAGCAAAUAUAUCACCAACUACAAAGCUACAGCAUCCACUUGGGCAGCAGCACAAGAAGAACAUUCCAAAAAGAAUGUUACCGACAUGGCUGAAAAUAUGGCAAUAGAAAAAGUUGACAGCAUAAUGGAAGGAGAAACACAAAGCAAAGGAGUGGAUCAACUCAGUCCUUCUAACACAGAAGAUAAGAAGAAAAAGGCAGCAGUUGCAGCAGCCCCAAUGAAACUCAGAGUCAACCCCACUAAGAAACACCGCACCUAA